AUGUCGACGAAUCCUGAUGAAAUACUUGAACCUCCUGAACAGGUAGAAGUUGAUUCUCAAGCGACCCCAAAUGCAAGCCAAACUUUACGUAAAUCAAGUACAGCUGCCAGUGGGUUUUCCAAGUUUACUUCUAGGGGAAAGUACAGUAAUGAUGAUGAUGUGAACACUAAAACAAUUGACUUAACUCCUAGUGAAGAUUUUGAUGAGUCUAACGUAACUACUAAGCCUCAACCUCGUCUUCCAGUUGAACCAACUUUCAGAGGCUGGAAGGAAGUUGGAGGAUGGGGAGAAUCCGAUGCGUUAACCGCUGAUGAUGAACUAGAAGAUUUGUCUGGUAAGUCAACCGUUUUCGACCAAUACUUACCUGCUGUUGCCUAUGGUGAUUGGUAUCAUAAUACUGGUUACUUGAUUGUUGGUGGAUUAUUAUCCUGGCUUGUUGGAUGGUUAAGGUUCUCAUUGGCCCCCAUCUUCUUCAUUAUGAUAGUAUUUGCUACUUUGUAUAGAACCUCGAUUCGUAAGUACAGAACUACUUUGAGAGAACAAGCUCAAAGGGAAUUUAGUAUCAAGUCUAUUGAGAAUGAUUACGAAACUAUGGAUUGGCUUAACGUCUUCUUAGAAAAGUUUUGGUAUUUUUUGGAGCCAUCAAUCUCUCAAAUUGUGACUGAGCAAGCAAAUCCUAUUUUGGCUGCUUCACCUGCUCCAGGAUUCAUUAAACAACUUUGGAUCGAUAGUUUCACCGCUGGUACCAAACCAUUUAGAAUUGAUUGUGUAAAGACCUUGCCUGGAACUGAUGAUGACAUUGUUGUCAUGGAUUGGGGCUGUUCAUUUACUCCGAAUGCAUUGGCCGAUGCUAAUAACAAGCAGAUUAAGAAUAAGGUCAACCAAAAGGUUAUUGUUAAAAUGAAUUUGUUUGGAAUUAUCCCCAUUCAAGUUGCUGUUAGUGAUGUCUCCUUCAAGGCUAUAUUAAGAGUCAGAAUGAGAAUGAUGACGUCCUUUCCACAUAUUGAAACUGUGAAUGUUUCUUUAUUGGAACCUCCACAAUUUGAUUUCACUAGUCGUUUACUUGGUGAUACAAUUUUGAACUGGGAAGUCUUAUCUGUUCCAGGUCUUUACUUGUUCAUAAACGAAAUGGUUAAGAAAUAUGCUGGUCCGAUCCUUAUCACUCCAUUAAGUUUCCAAUUAAACAUUCAGCAAUUAAUGGCAGGUAAUGCCUUGGAUUCAUCCAUUGGUGUUUUAGCAGUUACUGCCAAAUCAGCCAGUGGUCUUAGAGGUUUCACUACUAUUGGAAAUACCUUAGAUCCCUACUUGAACAUUGGAUUCCAAAAGAAUAUCUUGGCAACUACGAAACAUGUUUCUGAUACUUCCAAACCAGUUUGGAAGGAAACUCACUAUAUCCUAGUCCAGCUGUUGAGUGAACCUUUGAAUAUAACAGUUGUUGAUCACAACGGUAAGAGGAAGGAUCGUGACGUUGGUACUAUACAAUUUGAUUUAGAACUGCUUAUUAAAGAACCAAAACAAACUGACCUUAGUGCUCCAUUCCUUAGAAAUAAUAAGCCUGUUGGUCGCUUACAGUUUGAUUUGAAUUUCAUGCCUACCAUUGAACCACAAGUACAAGCUGAUGGUGCUGUAAUUCCAGCACCUGAUUUGAAUACUGGUAUAGCAAGAAUUGAAGUUACUGAAGCUAGACAUUUGAGAGGCAAAGAAAAAGGCAUGGCUGUUAUGGCUGAGUUGUACAUUAACAAUGAAAAGAAAUUAAGUACUCCUGUUAUAAAGAGCACUAAGAAUCCUUCCUGGGGAGCCCAUCACGAAGAAAUUAUUGCAAAUCGCUCUAAAGCCAAGGUUAGAAUUGUAGUUAAAAAUCCUAAAACUGACAAAGUUUUGGGUCAAGUAUUUUCUACACUCAACAAUUUUAUUGAUGCUUCCCAAGUUGAUGAAACUUGGUUUCCAUUGAAAACUGGUGGUGAAGUUCGUAUUAAUACCUCUUGGAAACCUGUGGGAUUAACCAAUGCCAGUGGUUCAGGUGGAUAUUCCCCACCAAUUGGUGUUGUAAGAGUAUCUAUUGAUCAGGCUGAAGAUUUAAGAAAUUUGGAGACUAUAGGAAAAGUUGAUCCAUAUGUUAGAUUAUUGGUUAAUGGGUUUGAAAGAUCAAGAACAAUGGCAGAAGAUUCUACAUUAAACCCAACUUGGAAUGAAAUACAUUAUGUUUCAGUUGCUUCUGCGAACCAAAAAUUAACUAUAGAAGUUAUGGAUGUUGAAAAACGUCAAAAUGACAGAACAUUGGGACUGUUUGAUGUUAAACUUAACGAAAUUAUCAAUAAGAAUGAACAAGGAAAAUUCAUUCAACAUGAAGAUAAUAAGAAGAGAGUCGGUAAAUUGAUCCACAAGAGAGGUCCAAAAGGUACAGUUAGCUAUAGUUUGAGUUUCUAUCCAACAUUGCCUGUAAAGACAUUGGAAGAAAUCAAGGAUGAAAAAGAAGCUGAAAAGCAAUUAGAAGAAGAAAAGAAGAAGAAAGAGGAGGAAGAAAAGAAAGCGGCCGAAAAUGGUGAAGUUCCUAAUGAGUCUAAAGAUGCGAAGAAGGAAGAACCCACUAAGAAGGCUUCAGAUGGUGACGAAGAAGACAGUGAUGAUGAGGAAGAUGAUGGCCAAGUUGCUUCAAAUGCCAAAAUGGAACUUUCACUUGAUGAACUUCUUGAAUAUCAGCAUGGUGUGUUUGUUUUUGAACUCAUUGACGGAACUGUUUCCAAGGAGGACGUUUACCUUCAUGUUUAUUUUGACAAUCAUGGUUACAAUGACUAUGUCUCUCAAAAGAUUACUAAAAGACAAGCCCAAAUUGGAAACACUGGUGAUGUUAUUAUUAAGGAGUUGGAUUGGUCAAAGGCAUGUUUCCGUAUUUCUAAAAACAAGGAAGAUAAUAGAUUGGAUAAAGCAAUUGCUGAACUUACUAUUCCAACCGUUCAACUUAUCAAAAACGGGUACUAUGAACCUACCACAAUUUCCUUAAAGGGUACCGGUAAUGCUUCUUUCAAACUUCAAACACAAUGGAUACCUGUUAUUUAUGAUGAUGAUAGAAUUCCACCACAAGAUAGUGUCAAUAAUUCCGGUAUUCUUCACAUAGACGCUUUGAGAGCUACCGACUUGCCUGCUGGUGAUAGUAACGGUAAAUCCGAUCCAUAUGUAAAAUUAUUCUUGAAUACUAACAAAGACGAUUUCUUUAAAUCCAAGAAGGUAAAGAAAACUUUAGAUCCAACUUGGAAUGAAAAGGCAAGCGUUGAAGUGUUGAACUUGUACGAUUCGGUAGUUAAAGUUGUUGCUUAUGAUUGGGAUAUCGGUCCUGAACAAGACGAUUUACUUAGUAUUGGUUACAUUUCCUUGAAAGAUGUUGACCCAAUGAACAACCAUGAAGAAUUUGAAGUUGAAUUAUUCGAAGAAAAUGGCGACAAGGGUGGUAUAGCAUACUUCAAAGCUGAUUUCAAACCUGAAUUCCUUCUCAAUGUCAAGGCAUCCACAACGAACAUGGGAGAUACUGCGUUCGGCGCUGUUGGUGCUGUUGGUGGUUUAGGAAAGGGUGCAGUUAAAGGUCUCGGUGGAGGUGCAGUGAAGGGUCUUGGUGGAGGUGCUAAAUUUUUGAAAAAGGGCUUACAUCUUGGAAAGACUUCUGAAGAGUAA
Messenger RNA from Dujonia railenensis, 3666 nucleotides. NCBI's taxonomy places the organism in Eukaryota, Fungi, Ascomycota, Pichiomycetes, Serinales, Debaryomycetaceae. The record is from the annotation of a GenBank genome assembly.